AUCCAGCACACGCUGCACGAGAUUGCGAGACCGCACCCUGCCCGCCGUCGGAGAGCGAACAUCGCGAGGAAGCUAGUAGCUAAUCGGGUGACGACGCACUGCACAGCAUGCGGCGACGACAGGUCAAUCUGGCGACGUGGCUCCUCGCCGCCGCCGUCGUCGUCCUAGCCCUUUUCGCCACGCCGGGCGCCGCCGCCGCGCAGGUCAAGACGACCGACACGCGCUGGAGCUUCCACCUCCCUUUACCCGGCGGCGUCAGCGGCGCCGAGAGCCUCGCCUUCGACGGCAAGGGCGAGGGGCCCUACGCCGGCGUCUCGGACGGCCGCGUCCUCAAGUGGGGCGGCAGCGCCGUCGGCUGGACCACGUUCGCGCACAGCGCCAACUACAGGAAGAUACCCCUGUGCACGGCCGGAGUGGUGCCGUCGGCCGAGACCGAGAGCAUGUGCGGCCGGCCCCUGGGCCUCCAGUUCCACUUCAAGACCGGCGACGUCUACAUCGCCGACGCCUACUUGGGGCUCAUGAAGGUCGGCCCGGGCGGCGGCGAGGCCGAGGUGCUGGCGACCGGCGCGGGCGGCGUCCCGUUCAACUUCGUCAACGGCCUCGACGUCCACCAGGCCACCGGCGACGUCUACUUCACCGACUCGAGCAGCACGUACCCGAGGAGGUUCAACACGGAGAUCAUGAUGAACGCGGACGCGACGGGGCGGCUGCUCAAGUACGACGCCAAGACGAAGAGCGUCACCGUGCUCAAGGCCGGCCUGCCGUACCCGAACGGCGUGGCCGUCAGCCGCGACGGCGCGCAGGUCGUGGUCGCGCACACCGUGCCGUGCCAGGCGUUCAGGUACUUCCUCCGUGGCGCCAGGGCGGGACAGUACGAGCUGCUGGCGGACCUGCCGGGGUACCCGGACAACGUGAGGCGGGACGGCAAGGGUGGGUACUGGGUGGCGCUCAACCAGGAAAAGCAGCGGCUGGACGUGACGCCGGCGACGGCUCCCGCGAAGCACCUGGUCGGCGUCCGCCUGGACAACCAAGGGGUGGAGGUCGAGGAGCUUACGGCGGCCAAGGGUGUCACACUGAGCGACGUGGCGGAGAGGAGGGGGAAGCUGUGGCUGGGCUCCGUGGAACUCGAGUACGUCGGCCUCGUUGCUUGAGCGGCAGUGUGCCAAGCUGCCAACGUUAGCUAUGGUCAUGUUAGCUGGAUUAGGAAUUAGGAAUUGGAUUAGCAGGUACUAGCUGUAAGUUUCGUAAAAAAAAAAACUGUUAGUUUCAUGUCGUCCCGUGACAAAAUAGUA
Messenger RNA from Sorghum bicolor (sorghum), 1292 nucleotides. RefSeq names its product protein STRICTOSIDINE SYNTHASE-LIKE 10. Gene Ontology annotation, biological process: biosynthetic process. The record is from RefSeq and is a predicted model, not a curated record. The transcript has a single exon. Lineage: Eukaryota; Viridiplantae; Streptophyta; Magnoliopsida; Poales; Poaceae. Gene Ontology annotation, molecular function: strictosidine synthase activity. The coding region runs from base 108 to 1151 and encodes 347 amino acids.